CACGGCGGCGGGGCUAUGGCGGGCGGGCCGCCCGUGCUGCUGGGGCUGCGCGACGCCGCCAUGGCGGGGCCGGGCCCGGCCGGGCCGCUCCCGGCGUGGGCCACCAACAAACUGGGCGGCACCGCGGACUGGGUGCCGGCCUUGCGGGCGGGUCCGCCGCGGUGCGCGCGGUGCGGGCGCGCGCUGCUGCUGCUGGUGCAGGUGUACUGCCCGCUGGAGCGCGGCCCCGCGCACCGCGCGCUCCACGUGUUCGCCUGCGCCGCGCCGCGCUGCUGGGGAACCGCCCGCAGCUGGAAGGUGCUGCGCUCCCAGUACUCGCAGGCCCAGGAUAAGCAGAGCCGAGCUCUCCGCGUCACACAGCAACAAGAAUUGAAUUUUGCUGCAAAGGAUUGGUGUGAAGAUGCAGAUGACUGGGGAGCCUGUGAUGGAGCAGAGGCUCCUGCAUGUGCCUCCCUGGAGCUGCUUGGCCUAAAGGAAGCUGUGAGCAGCGAGGCGGAGUGUGCAUCCCAGCUCCAGCAGCUCCACCUGUCUGAGCCUGCCAGUGGCCCAGGUGCCCAGGACACACAUCCUGCAGCCGGUGAGGACAUGGAUGGCCCAGGUGCCCAGGACACACAUCCUGCAGCCAGUGAGGACAUGGUGAUGGCAAUGGCUGGUUCAGCUCCUGUGUUCCAGCCCUUCUACAUUAAUGUUGUGGAUGAGGAAGAUUACAUGGGUUUCCUUGAUAUGGAUCAUGCAGAUAAGCUACUGAAGGAGUAUCAGCAGAGAGAGUGUCUUGGUUUGGAACAGAUGAUGUCAGAAAGUUUUGCAGGUGAAGAUGGUAAUGAAAAAUAUGAGAAGAGUGAAGUCAAAAACUGGGACCACACAUUCCAUAAAUUCAUGAAAAGAAUAUCUGUAUGUCCUGAACAAAUUUUAAGAUACUCUUGGGGUGGCCAGCCUUUAUUCAUCACGUGUCCUCCAGCCAACCUGGACCAGGGUAUUCCAGCCUGCAGUACCUGUGGCAGCAGCAGAGUGUUUGAGUUCCAGCUGAUGCCCACGCUGGUCAGCAUGCUCCAGAGUGACUCAGAUCUCUCAGUGGAAUUUGGAACUGUUAUAGUUUACACAUGUGAGAGAAGCUGUUGGCCGACAAAUCAUCAAACCCCUCUUGAAGAAUUUAUUUUUGUACAAGAAGACCCGGAUCAGAGAUUAUUUAAAUAAAUUGUAUUUCCCUGCAUAGAUCCAAAAGUCUGUUGGGGUGUUUUGGUUUCUUUUACUACAAGUGUGUAAUUGUAUAACAGAAUUUUCCUCAGAUGUGGUGAAAAAUUAAAUUUGUUUGACAG
Messenger RNA from Haemorhous mexicanus (house finch), 1316 nucleotides. RefSeq names its product programmed cell death 2 like (gene PDCD2L). The record is from RefSeq and is a predicted model, not a curated record. Gene Ontology annotation, cellular component: cytoplasm. Bases 16 to 1194 code for a protein of 392 amino acids. The transcript is spliced from 7 exons. NCBI's taxonomy places the organism in Eukaryota, Metazoa, Chordata, Aves, Passeriformes, Fringillidae.